AUGUUGGCUAAUGGUUAUGGUGUUUGGCCAACUGCGAAUGGAUAUUAUUUGGGAAAUGAUCCUGGAAAAUUAUUAACAACAACUGAUGGAUCAUUACAAGCAACUCAACCCCCUCCUCAACAAUAUUUAGGUGCUGCAAGUACAAGCAACAACUAUACAGGAGGAGACAAUGUUCAAUCAACUGCAACAACUUUCUAUGGUGCGGCUCCUCCAUUGCAGCCCCCUUCCUCGAUUGACCCAACUUCAGUUUUUCAUACGGGCAUUUCAACACUUCCCCCGCCGCCUUCUCUAUUGGCCUCCGCUGAUCAACUUUAUGGCCUCCAAAACGGCCCAAAUGGAGUAUUUGGCAACUUAACUUCCUUCGACCCCCUGCCUCCUCCCUCCAACAACCUUUUAUCUGUUUCAAAUACAAAUACAGAAACAUCCAACACCCCAGCAACACUCUUAAAUUUGGAACAAUGUUCGUCUUCUAACGGAAAUCAAUUUACUAUUAGACAACCAGAACAACAACAACAAUUACUUUUUGUUGGUACUCCAAAUGGUCAGAUAAUUGAAGAAAAAUUAAACACGAAUUCUGUUCUAACUUCAACAACAAUUCCAACAACUCUUUCUCUAAUUUCUUCACCUCCCACUGGCGGCACAAUUUCUUCAAAGCCAUCUACUAUGGGGAAAAAGCACAAAACAAAGAAAAAUCUUCAAAAUUCUAAUAUUUUAUUAUCUCGUCCAAGUACUUCUUUGGGGGGAGGAGGAGGAGGGGGGAUGUUAUCUUCAACAACACCUUUUCAUUCAAAAUUUGGAAGUGAAAGCCCUUUUAAAGAAAAAUUAAAACAGAGAGAUACUUCUUCCUCAAAUGGGCGAAAGUCUCGUUCACGUAGUUUAUUAAAAGAUUCAGAUGAUGAUAAAUCAGCAGAGGAAAGAGAAGUAGAACGUCGAAAUGCUAAUAAUACAAGGGAAAGAAUUCGAGUAAGAGAUAUAAAUGCGGCAUUUAAGGAAUUAGCAAGGCUUUGUUGUAGUCACAUGCCAAACUUGGAAGAAAGAAAUUUAACUAAACUUAACACGGUAAAAAAUUAUUUUUAUAAAAUUAAUCACGGUAAAUUUACCAUUGAUCACUUAUUAUCCUCUCCCCUUAAACCUCAUUUCAACGAUUUUUUGGGUUCUAUAAUAUUCUGGACAUUGUUGAAAGCUGUUGAGCUUAUUCCAAUGUUGGAGAAAAUGGUUGAUGAAAAAACCAGAAUGAUGGAUCCUCGUGGAGAUUGUGUUAAACGAAGAAUGGAAACAACAGCAACAAUUCCUGAUUCAACUUCCUCCUCCUCCCUUCUAUUAAAUCCUUCCUCUAAUGGAAUUUUGAAUUCUAAUUUGUUUAAUACUUGUGGAGCUUCAUCUGAUUUAUCAUCCUUAGCUUCUUCCUCUAAUAUUUUAAAUCAACAACAUUUUUUAAAUUGA
Molecule: messenger RNA, 1443 nt
Organism: Meloidogyne enterolobii
Lineage: Eukaryota; Metazoa; Nematoda; Chromadorea; Rhabditida; Meloidogynidae
Source: the annotation of a GenBank genome assembly